AGGAAAUACUAGUGGUGACAUUUUGAUGGGUGGGAUCUUGUACUUUAUAGUUGUAUAAAACUGUCAACAUCUCUGAAGUUUGAUUCUCUCUUCCUCCUUUUUCUCACUCUUUCUCUCUCCUAAUUCUCUCUCCUGGAUCACCUGUCAAUAAGCAUGAAACUUCGUGAUCCGUUCCAUCCAGUUUUACCAGAUUUGAGCUCCCUACAACUCUUUCUUUCAUCUUUUUUUUACUCUCUCUCCUCUGUUUUCACCAACCAAAUAAAAUAAAAUGCGCCCUAAAAAUCUCAUCUUUAUUAUUCUAAUAAUAAUAAUAAUAAUAAUAUUAAUUCCUUCCUUUUAAACUUCACUCAUCUUUCAUUUUUCUGUUAAACCCCAGAAACAAAAACCAAAAAUGGAGGAAAAGAGAGAUCAAGAAGAAGAAUUGAAGCAUGUUUGUAAGCUUUGCAACAAAAGAUACCCAAGUGGUAAGUCUUUAGGUGGUCAUAUGAGGUCUCAUGUAAUUGCUAACAGAAACAAUAACAUUAAUAAUCAUAAUCAUAAACCCAUUUCAAUUCCUUUUACCAUUCCCAAGAAAUCUGCAAACUUUGAUUAUGUUUCUGAUGAAAAUGAUGAUGAUGAAAAUGGUGGAAAGAAUUCUGGUUAUGGGUUAAGAGAAAAUCCCAAGAAAAGUUGGAGAUUGGUUGAUUCUACUCUUCUUAACAAACACCUUCAUCAUCAGUUUCAGCAACCUCAGGAAAGGGAAAGGGAAAUGGAAAGGAUUUGCAGGCAAUGUGGGAAAGGGUUUCAUUCUCUGAAAGCAUUAUGUGGUCAUAUGAGCAGUCAUUCUGAAAAAGACAGGAACUUUAAGGAAGAUGAUGAAGAAGAAGAUGAAGAAGAAGAUGAUAAUUCAUGGUCAAGUCACAGCAAAAAUCACUUGAUUUCAACAAUGGAGUCUGAUAAUUCUGAUAACAGCAACAAAUUGUGCAAUAAGCGUCGAACUCGAUCUUCUUUGACAAGGUAUAGCUCUCUUACUCCUCCUCCUCCUCCUGCUACUGAUGGUUGUUCUGGUGGUGGUGGCUCGUCGUCGAAUCAUUCUGAAAUUGAUCAGCAUGAACAAGAGGAAGUUGCAAUGUGUUUGAUGAUGCUUUCUAGGGACUCAUCUGGUCAUAAGAGUUGCUUCAAUUUUACUGCUGAGUCAUCUGAUAAUAAUUCUGUGAUUUUGGAAGGAGGGUCUUCUACUAAUCAUGUUGGGAUUUUGAGGAUUAAGGACACUAGUAAGAUGAUUAAGAAAGUUGUUGUUGUUGCUAAGGAAGAAGAAGAAGAAGUAGAAGAGGAGAUUAAUGUGAUUAAUAAUGAUAAUAAUAAUCAUCAUGAAAGUAUGGAUAAUUCAGAUUCAGGGUAUUUUGAGAAUGGUGCUAAGGAGCUUGAAUCAGAUGAUUCUGUUGAUGGGUUUGUGAGAAACUAUGGAUUUAAGAAGCCUAAAGUUGAGUUUGGAUCUUGCUUUUAUGAUGAUGAUAAUAAUGAUGAUUCUGGAAAAAGGAGGAGGAUUAGAGGAGGAUUAGUGGGUGAUUACAGCAGAUUUGAUCAUAAUCCUGAAUCAGACGAAAAUUCGAGUAAGAAGAUGAAGAUUAAGAAGAAGAAAAUGUUGAUUAAGCAGGAUUAUUAUGGUUGUAUUAAGAAAGGGAGCAAAUAUGAGUGUUGGGUGUGUAACAAAACUUUCAAAACACAUCAAGCUUUAGGUGGUCAUAUUAUAAGUCAUAGGAAAAAUGGUGACAAUAGUUUUGAUGCUAGUAUUACUAGGAUUAAUGACAAUAAUAAUUUUGGUAAGCAGAAUUUGGUGGGUGUUUCAAGUGGUAAGAUUAUGGGUACUAGUGCUACAACAAGCAGCAAAUCAAAGAAAGUUAAGGGUCACAAAUGUCCAUAUUGUCCUAGAGUGUUCAAGUCAGGCCAAGCAUUAGGGGGUCACAAGAGGUCUCAUAUGAUGGGAGCCGGCCGAGGGGUAGUGAAGUUGGAGGAGAAGCCGAGGAUAACGAGGCAGGUGGUGGUACCGCCAAUGCCGGAACCCGAACACCAGCAGCAGCAGCAGCCUCCUUUGAUUGAUCUUAACCUUCCUGCACCAAUGGAAGAAGAAGGAAAUUCACAAUUUGUGGCAUGGUAGGUUGGAAAUUCCAAUGGCAUGAAAGUUUAUUGCUUUGUGGGAAAUGUGGAAACUUUGAGGGGUCCCCAAAAAAGUUAGAAAAAAAUGAAAAGAAAAGGGAUUAUUCUUAAGGUGGGUCAUAUGGGUUCCAUGAAAAUGCAGAUGAGUGUACAGAGUACAGACUACAGACAGUUUGGUUGGAUUGGUGGAAGAUUAAAAACUUGAAAAAAAUUUCAUUUUUUUUUUAGUACAAUGUGCUGGAAUUAUUUAGUAUUUUGUUAAAGACUAAGUCUUAUUUUCUGUUUUUAAGGUAACUGUUUCAUUGGCUGGCUGCUUCUAGGAAGCAAAAGAAAGCAGCAGUUUUUUAUUUUUUAUUUUUUUGCACCUUGUUAGUUUUUCUUCUUCACAUGUUUUUCCAUUUCUUUAUUUACUUUAUUCCAAAGAUAUAUAUAGAUGUCUAAUCUUAAUUAGUUGUCGUAAAUAUAGAAGGUGCACUUGACCCAACUUGAAAUCAAGACUAGACUAUAUGGGUUAUUCUUUGGUGCUAUUCUUUUAUUGAUUGAGCUUGAUUAUAAUAUUGGUUUGAAUCAUUGAAUUGGUAGCAUGAAUUCUUUUUUCUAAUGAGAUAUCUCUCAUUUCAUCCAUAAACUCUGACAUUCAUGUCCUGUCUUCUGAGACUUAUUACUUAGAUUUGGUGUCUUUGGUGCCAAAAUAUGAUUAGAUCCUUACAUUUUUAUAUUAUUUCAGCAAGUUAUGUACUACUAAUCACUUAACACAUGCUUGGUUGAAUGAACAAACAGAUAAUUUUUUUUUUAAAAUUGUUGCUUUUUUCUGGAAAUUUGGGAUUUUUUUUUGUCCUUUUUAUAUGCUAUUUUUCUGUAAUUAGGGAAGCUCAAUAUCUUAUAUCAAAACUUAGCUUCAAAAGGGUCUUACUAGACAUUCUUUAGAAAAUGCCUUGUGAAUAUACUACUGCAUAUAUAUAAGCAAACAAUAACAUAGAGCAUAUAUACUCUUUUGCCUUUGGAUUUUUAUGGUUUUUUUUAGUUUAGUAAGGAAGGUGAUUAAGUUAAUACUCCAUGAUAGCUCGAUUACAAGAAAGAACCUUCCUAAUCGGGCGAAUGGGUCCCUCGUUGAUGGAAGAUUACAUUGUGGUUAAGCUAAUUUUAAGUUUAAUUAUAUUCUUGAUUUGAAAGAUGAAUCAAAUUAGGAAUGAUUGGGAAAUGGAAUCAUUAGCAAUCAAAGUUGACAAAUCUAUAAGCAUUACUGUUGUGUCAAAUUUGUGAAGCUCUAUCUUAAAGGUAUGGCCACCCACCACCAUUUCACCUGACUGACUGCCUUAUUAUCAAACAUUUGCAAUUUUUUUUAUUUUUUUUUCUAUCUUCCCUAAGUGGGACACCUUAUUAUAUAUUGGUCUCAUUCUCGUCUAGUAGGGUUAUUUUUUCACCGAAUAUAUAAUAGGAAUUGCCUUCAGGUUUUAGACUCAAAUCUAGACAGGAUUAAGGCAAAAAUGCUCUAAUCAAUGUGUUUACCACCAGAUACAUACUCCCUCCGUAUGUUAAAGAUUGCGCCUAAGAAUGAAUGGGAAAUAGGGGUGGGGAUGGGAGGAGAUACAAAAGAAAGACAUAAAGAGGGGGGAGUGGGGCAAUUGAAGUGUCUUUAUUCUUUGGCAAUCUGAUAUUUACCUGCAUCAUUUUUUUCCCUAGUUUUAUAGUUGGGAUUGGGACCACUUGGAAUAUGGUUCAAGCCAGUUGGCUUAUAAGUUUGAAGAUCAAGAAGGAAGCAAAGGACAAACUAACUUUAUUUGUAGAUGGGAUAAGAAAUUUAUUUGACAUAACUUAGGUUUUUGACUUGUUUGAUUCAUUGCUCCCACCAAAAGUAUGGUCAAUGUGAAAUGAGUAUCUUCUGUUUUUUUGGUUACUUCUUCAUUGUGGUGUAUCAACUAAUUACCUGAUUUUGAUAAAUUUGUUUCAUAUCCACUUAACACAAAUUUUAGUCAAUGAAGAAAAAUGUACUCAACUUCUUAGUUCACUUCAUUUCAUUUGAGUUAGAAAGGUUAGAGCGCAUGUAAUGAAAGGGUUUUUUUUUUUUUUUUUUUUUUUUUUGUUGAUAAUAGUUUUAUGUUACGGGCUAGUAACUUAAACGACAAGUGAUGCAGGAUCUCUUUUUGUAAAUGACUUACUCGUAUAACUUAUCUUCGCCAACUACUUUGCUAAAAUAUAUAUAUUCUCCUCUCAAUUCUAAUCCAUUUUGGGUAAAAACUAUACCAUCAAACUUGUAAUCACAUUUCUAAUCAAGCAUAUAUAUGUUAACUUUUAGCUAAUCAUCUGACAAAAGAAGUUCCAUUAUUUUCACUUGAAACCCUUGAUCAAGUUGUCAAAUCUAGUUAACAACCUCCCCUAGUUUAAUACUCUUACGUGUUGAUUUGGUAGUUUCAUAUGAAUAUGUAACUCUAUCUCUCUCAGUAGUUAACACUUAACAGGCACUGGGAAGUGGGAACAGCAUCAGACCA
Molecule: messenger RNA, 4625 nt
Organism: Chenopodium quinoa (quinoa)
Lineage: Eukaryota; Viridiplantae; Streptophyta; Magnoliopsida; Caryophyllales; Amaranthaceae
Product: probable protein phosphatase DDB_G0279461
Exons: 1
Coding region: 392-2137 (581 amino acids)
Source: RefSeq, a predicted model, not a curated record